Molecule: messenger RNA, 3454 nt
Organism: Hemicordylus capensis (graceful crag lizard)
Lineage: Eukaryota; Metazoa; Chordata; Lepidosauria; Squamata; Cordylidae
Gene: PRMT7
Product: protein arginine methyltransferase 7
Exons: 18
Coding region: 203-2275 (690 amino acids)
Biological process (GO): peptidyl-arginine methylation
Molecular function (GO): protein-arginine N-methyltransferase activity
Source: RefSeq, a predicted model, not a curated record
AGGGGCGGGUCUUGCGCGGGGCAGCUUGGGAAGAUGGUGGCGCCCAGCGCGUGAGACGAGCGUGCGUUGGCAGGUGAGAGGUGUCGUCAAGAGAGGUCCGCUCUAUCGAUGUCCAGCUGGCGACCCGGUGCCUUCCAAAGGGUUUCUGAUCAUGAGACCAUCUAAACACAAGCUUCCUGCACGGUAACAAAGAAAGGCAGUCAUGAAAGUGUUCUGUGGCCGAGCCAACCCAACCACAGGCGCCGUGGAGUGGUUGGAAGAAGAUGAGAACUAUGACUACCAUCAGGAAAUUGCAAGGUCGUGUUAUGCAGAUAUGCUGAAUGACAAAGACAGAAAUGAAAAGUAUUUCCAAGGUAUUCGCGCCGCGGUGGGCAGAGUGAAAGAAAGAGGGGAGAGAGCAAUUGUCCUGGACAUUGGGACAGGCACCGGGCUCUUGUCCAUGAUGGCGGUUACAGCGGGGGCUGAUUUCUGCUACGCUGUUGAGGUCUUCAAGCCUAUGGCCGAUGCAGCUGCGAAGAUAGUGGAGAAAAACUCCUUUAGUGACAAGAUAAAGAUAAUCCAGAAACAUUCCACUGAAGUCACAGUGGGGCCAGAUGGAGACAUGCAGUGUCGUGCAAACAUCUUGAUAACGGAGCUGUUUGAUACUGAAUUGAUCGGAGAAGGGGCUUUACCGUCUUAUGAGCACGCCCACCAGUAUCUCGUAGAGGAGGGAUGUGAGGCAGUGCCUCACCGGGCAACGGUGUAUGCCCAGUUAGUGGAGUCCAAAAGAAUGUGGUCCUGGAACAAGCUACUUCCCAUUCGUGUCCAUGCAGAAGAUGGCGAGAAGGUGGUUGUCUCCCUGCCGGAAAUGGAGGACUGUCCUGGUGCCCCCACCGUUUAUGACAUCCAGCUGAAUCAGGUGCCCUUCGGUGACUUCACGGCUCUCAGUAAAGUUGUUGCCGUAUUUAGGAUAGAUUUCAGCAAGCCAGUCAGCAGAGCCUCCGGCCACCACACGGUACAGCUGGAGCCCAUCAGAUCUGGCCGGGCCCAAGUGGUCCUUUCCUGGUGGGAUAUUGACAUGGACCCCUCUGGCUCCAUAAAAUGUACCAUGGCCCCAUACUGGGUGCAGACGGCCUCUGAUGAUAUCCCGUGGAGAGAUCAUUGGAUGCAGUGUGUGUAUUUCCUGCCCAAUGAGGAUCUUGUUCUCCAGGGAGAGAGCGUGGAUCUGACAGCCUUUCACGACGAUUACUCUGUGUGGUAUCGGCUUCAAAAAGGCAGAAACGAUGAUGCCGGCAUCGAUGUCUGUGUCGAGAGACCCGUGUGUUGCUGCCAAGCCCACCUGCUAUGGAACAGGCCCCGGUUUGGAGAACUCAACGAUCAGAACCGGACAGCCCAGUAUGUGCAAGCUCUGAAGAAAGCUCUGAAGCGAGACAGCGUUUGCCUGAGCAUCAGUGAUGGCAGCCUCCUUCCUGUACUGGCACAUCACCUGGGAGCAGAACAGGUGUUUACCUUGGAGAGCUCUGCAGUUUCUCAUUCACUCAUGAAGAAAAUUUUUAAGGCCAACCAUCUAGAAGAUAAAAUUAAAAUAAUAGAGAAGCAUCCGGAAUUGCUGGUUUCUUCUGAUCUGGAAGACAGAAAGGUCUCUCUCUUAAUUGGAGAACCAUUUUUCUCUACAAGCCUCCUGCCAUGGCACAACUUGUAUUUCUGGUACGCGCGGACAGCAGUGGCCAGUUUCCUCACCAGUGACGUCACCAUCUUGCCCCAGUCUGCUUCACUUCACAUGAUGAUUGUGGAGUUUAAGGACUUGUGGCGGAUCCGCAGCCCGUGUGGUACCUGCGAAGGGUUUGAUGUCCACAUUAUGGAUGAGAUGAUAAAGAAUUCCUUGGACUUCAGGGAGUCGAGGGAAGCAGAGCCCCAUCCGCUGUGGGAGUAUCCUUGCAAAUCAUUAUCUGAUCCCCUGGAAGUCUUGACGUUUGACUUCAGACACACUGUGCCAGAGCACGUCCUCCGGAAAGAAGGCAUCCUAAACCUGUUGAGAACCGGGAAGAGUCACGGAGCUGUUCUGUGGAUGGAAUAUCAUCUCACUCCUGGCCUUUCGGUUAACACAGGACUUCUGCAGGUUUCAAAUGAGAAGGGCUAUUGUCAAUGGACUCCCCACUGCAAACAAGCCGUGUACUUCUUCAGUUCGGUCACUGAGCCCAAGCCGCUGACCAGUAACCACUCUGCAGUUGCAUAUGCCAUAGGCUUCAGCCCAAAGACAGGAAAUGUUACCAUGGAUUUCAAACUCUUAAAUUAAUGCAGCAUCCUUACAAUCAAACAACUUGUUUUGUGUGCUAGAUUUUAAUAAAUACAUUGAGAGGGAGGUGGUUAUGUUCUUUUUGUUUGGGACACAAUCGCUGUUACUGGUCUUAGGGCAUGGUCUGAAGCAGGUGGUCUGUUUUCAUCGUUGCUAAAAGCUAAGCAGGUGUGCCUGUGGUCUGUGCCUGGAUGGGAGACCACCUGAGAACCCUAGAGAUGGCUAGGCAGAAGAAAGACAAGAUGUAACUGGAAUAAAAUAAAUGUAUAAGUAAAACACAAAGCCAAAAAUUAAUAGAUUUGUAUCCCAUCUUUCUAAAUAGGAUUACCCAAUGUGGCUAUGACUAGUAUGCAGAGAUAAUGAUAUUGAUAGCCCUGAGUCAAUUUUUAUUUGUUAGUGGUGUGAUUUUGGUGAUCAGGGGAGUAGCACACAUUCGUAAUAUUUAUAUAAAUUGGUCACCAAGUCACUCGCUGUGAAAACACAAAUAGUGCGUUUAAUGUAGCACCCCAACCGAUGAUUGGGCUUAAGGUAUGUAUGUAUGUAUGUAUGUAUGUAUGUAAAUAGCCAAGUUUUCUUUCCAAUGCAGUAAUUACUCGAUUAGGAUGGGCUCAUGCUGGGUGGUUGGCACCAAAUGUGCAGCUAUCACUUGAUGACUGGCAAAUUUGCAGCUAUCAGAUGAUGGCCUGGACAUGGGAAAUAACGAGUUUUCACAUUCAUGAUCAGUUGUGUGCCUCUUUCCACGUCCCUGUAAUUCAACUGUAGUUGGAACUAAGGAAGAAAGGGAGUGAGCUAUUUACUUUGAGGAUAUGUAACUUAGGAUUUGGGGGCAGGACAGAUUCUGUCAUUUCAAAUCAGGACAGUGAACUGCUGAAAAGUACUCGUGGAACAUUAAAAGGUCAUGACUAUUAUUGUUUACAGAAAAAGUUGACAAUGUUUUUCUUAUAUAAGAUACAGCAGUCAUUUCCCCUACCCUGUCCUGUGUCCUACAACAGUUGACUAAUUAAAACACUGUAUUCCUUUCAAGUGUUUGAUAGAUGCAUUUCCCCCAGUCCUUUUCCUCUCCCCCCCCCACCCCGCACCUGUAACCUUCUCCACUGAUUAUAAUGAUGAUCUCAUAAUCAUGUUAAAACCCAAACGCUAAAUAAAGAAGAGAAAUCUACUGAACGGCUGUUGAAGAUG